AAGGAACCGUAACCGAACAAUUGCGACGGCAAUACAAUUUCACCCUCUCCCUGUGUUAUUCUCCCCCACUCGUAUUCGUCGUCUCUACCACCUUGAUUAUCAGUUGGUAAGAAACCAUGACAGUUUCAGACGCUUACCGUCCUCCUCUGUUCAGUAUUGCCCCGAUGAUGGGAUGGACUGACAAUCACUACAGAACCUUAGCACGUCUUAUUUCAAAACACGCAUGGCUCUACACGGAAAUGUUAGCAGCUGAAACCAUUGUUUAUCAAGAAGACAACCUGGACAGCUUUUUGGCGUAUUCUCCAGACCAGCAUCCCAUCGUUCUUCAAAUUGGUGGAAGAAACUUGGACAAUUUGGCGAAAGCAACCAAGCUUGCUAAUGCAUACGGCUAUGAUGAAAUUAAUUUCAACUGUGGAUGUCCAAGCCCAAAAGUAAGUGGACGAGGAUGUUUUGGUGCUGUUCAUAUGCUUAACCCAAAGUUUGUUGGUGAAGCCAUGACUGUCAUUGCUGCCAAUACCAAUGCAUCUGUCACUGUUAAAUGUCGAAUAGGUGUUGAUGAUCACGAUUCAUAUAAUGAGCUUUGCGAUUUCGUUCACAUAGUUUCUUCACUAUCUCCUACUAAACAUUUCAUCAUACAUUCACGAAAGGCGUUAUUGUCUGGACUUAGCCCAGCAGAUAAUCGUCGAAUCCCACCCUUAAAAUACGAGUAUUUCUUUGCCCUAUUACGUGAUUUCCCAGACUUGAAGUUCACAAUAAAUGGAGGCAUAAACUCUGUGGUUGAGGCAGAUGCUGCACUGAGGUCUGGAGCUCAUGGCGUUAUGCUUGGGCGUGCCGCAUUCUACAAUCCCUGGCACAUUUUGGGACAUGUCGAUACUUUAAUAUAUGGAUCUCCAAGCAGUGGGAUUACAAGGCGACAGGUUCUUGAAAAGUAUCAAGUCUAUGGGGAGUCAGUUCUCGGGAAAUAUGGAAAACGCGGACCAAAUCUUCGUGAUAUAGUGAGGCCAUUGAUCAAUCUGUUCCAUUCAGAGAUUGGAAAUGGCCAGUGGAAACGUAGAACAGAUGCUGCUCUAUUGCAUUGCACCACAAUGAAAUCGUUCUUGGACGAAGUGGUGCCGGCAAUACCCGACUUUGUCCUGGAUUCGUCUGUUGUCAAAGAGGUGCCUGGGCGUGAAGAUCUCUUUGCAGACGUACGGCGUUUGAUGCCUCCACCUUACCAAAGAGAAUCACCCAAAGAGCUGGCAGGACCUGUUAUUCUUGAUGAGGAAUGACAAUUCUUUUUUUUAUAUAUAUAUAUUUGUACUCAAAAUGGACCUCUAUAUGAUCAUUAAAUCAUGAGAAAGCUGCUCAAUUUAUAAGCCACACCUUUCAACAAAUGCUCUGUCCACCUAUGUUUUCAACUUAUGAAUCAGUUACUCCUUCCGUUUCAA
This is a messenger RNA of Brassica oleracea var. oleracea, 1427 nucleotides long. RefSeq names its product tRNA-dihydrouridine(20/20a) synthase. Gene Ontology annotation, biological process: tRNA dihydrouridine synthesis. The transcript is spliced from 12 exons. Gene Ontology annotation, molecular function: tRNA dihydrouridine synthase activity; flavin adenine dinucleotide binding. Bases 117 to 1268 code for a protein of 383 amino acids. Lineage: Eukaryota; Viridiplantae; Streptophyta; Magnoliopsida; Brassicales; Brassicaceae. The record is from RefSeq and is a predicted model, not a curated record.